Gambusia affinis (western mosquitofish) is the source of this 1226-nucleotide messenger RNA. RefSeq lists its product as uncharacterized. The transcript has 2 exons. Gene Ontology annotation, biological process: negative regulation of T cell proliferation; positive regulation of T cell proliferation; immune response. NCBI's taxonomy places the organism in Eukaryota, Metazoa, Chordata, Actinopteri, Cyprinodontiformes, Poeciliidae. Bases 101 to 937 code for a protein of 278 amino acids. Gene Ontology annotation, cellular component: external side of plasma membrane. The record is from RefSeq and is a predicted model, not a curated record.
UGUGCCCAUCUUCCUCCGCCCACACAUUGCUGAGUAUAAAGGCCGCUUCUCUUUAUCUUCCUUCCUUUCAUCCUGCUGUCACUGCAACACAUUCUCAGUCAUGGAGUGGAUCUCUCUCUUCGUUCCGGCUGUCUUUCUUUUGCCUUUUAUCAGAGGCGAUUUGGUAGCUUCUUUGGGCGACACUGUAAAGCUGUCAUCGCAGGUUAACUGUGCGCAGCUGAUCAGGAGGCUGAAGGAUUUAUCCUCUGCCCCGAUGGCCGACUCGGCCAACGGAGUUCUGCAGCCGGUUGAUGAAUACAGAUCGCGGCUCAACAUUUCCUCGUCGGGUAUUUUCCUGAAGAAUGUCAACUACAACGACAACGGACAUUAUGAAUUAAUGUGCGGAGACAAUGAAGUGCUCAUCAAGCUAGCUGUUGUCUUUGCCUCCAACAUUUCAGCGUCUGAAGGCGAAACAACAAAACUUCCCUGCUUCUCUUUAACUCUGGAUGAACAUCUGAAGUUUGUUCUGUGGGAAACUAACGGGCAGCUCGUGAUUAAAGUGGAUCGCUCCGGUAACGUCGAAUAUGGAGAGAGAUUCACAGGUCGUGCGUCUUUGCCACCUGACUGGGAGUCAGCGGGGGACCUGUCGCUGAUCCUGAAGGGGGUCCAGCUGGAUGAUCAAGGGAACUAUUACUGCUAUGUCCAGAAAGACUCUAAAGAGAAAGGAGACCCUGCUGCAUGUAGACUGAGGGUCCAACAGGAGCGAUCGAGCAUUAAAACCUCCGCCACUCCGUCUCAACACACCCAAAGCCCCCCUGCACAUAAAGAACUUUUGUGUAUUGGCAUUGAUGUCUUCAUUGGCAUUAUUAUCCUCCUUCUGGUGUUUGUUCUGUGUAUCUGUAUUAGAUGGUACCUUCGGUCUCCAAAUCAAAGGAGGGGAAGAGCUGUCUUGGUAUGAAAUGCCGCGGGAACAGAGAAGGCCAGGAUCUGGCCUCGUCAUCUAAAGAAUCACACUCUGCUGUCUGUUGCAUUUUGUGUGGAGGUUUGAGCCUUUCUGCUCUCACUGAAGCGGAAGUUUUCUCAAAAAAAAACAUUUUAAAAAAAACUUAUUACUUAUUAUUUUAACGUUAUUCUCUUUCUUUUCAUCAACUUAUUUUAUUAGCAUUUUUUGUACGGCACUUUGGUGCAGCUUUAAACCUGUUUUUAAAGUGCUGCAGAAAUAAAUUUGAAGUUGAUAUUUAAAGAAA